AUGUCGCUGUUUUGCUGCGAUGGCGGGGGUCCUUGUGCGCAAAGUUCACGGAUGAGGGUGGAAACCAAUGGACCAGCUCCAAUCGUACCAGACUCUUCACAACCCAGAGUGAAUACGCCGUUGCCGAUGCUCCAAGACUGGGACAAGCUAGGGGCAAGGGAAAAAGAGGUUGUGCAAGAGAAGCUGGAAAGUAUUGUAAAUGCCUUCGCACGUGAGCUUACGAGGGGCAAGGUGUUCAUGAAGUUAGGACGCAAUGGGCGCCUGUUCUAUCGUUUAUGCACUUUAGACAAGCAGCUAACAGCCUUCUCCAUGCACAUCAAGGGUGCCAUCGUUGAGUACCCUUUCAGCCAUAUGCAGCACAUUAGCUUUGGCUAUGAUUUGACAGACUUUACGCACGUGCCUGUGUCUUUGCCUUCAGAUGCCCUUGCAGCUGUCAUUGUCAUGGACAAUCGGCGGAUGAAUUUGGUCUUCUCCUCGCCAAUGGAGCGAGAUGAGUUCGUCACAUGCAUGCUGGUCUGGGCAGUGGAGACCAGAGCCACCAAACUGCAUUAUCGCGAGAAGGUCAAGGAGGUGGUUUUUGCAGCGACAGCUGUGAAGCGCUCGCAAGAAACAUCACUUCGAUUUCACAUUUUCCGUACUGAUAAGCCUUUGAGCCAGGCAGAAAAACGGAGAGGAAUACAAACACUGUAUCCCUUUGGAAGCAUUGAGAGAUUGCGACCUGCGGAUCUCCUAAAGCUUGCAGAAGGUGGGGCACAAGCACACAUCAAGAACAAGAUAUUGUGGGAAAAACUGGAGAAGCUGUUUGUUGUACAUGGCAAAGUACUAUCAAUUGGUGAGCUUGCGCGUGCAAUACGCUCUUUUGCCAUGAGAGAUGCUGGAGAGCACAACGUGAAACCUUCGCCACCAACACGAUUGCUCCGAUUGGCUUCACAUCGCUUUGACCAGGAGGUGCGAAACUGCUCUCUUGAGGAGUUGGCUUCUGCGCUGGAGGCAUUUGGUACUCUUUCAGUGCGGGAUGUGAAGUUUUUGCGGAGAUGCUCCACUGCUCUUGCGAAAGUUUGCGAGGAACAAGACAUGGCAGAGAUCCUGCCGAGUCAAGUCUCUAGGCUGUGUUCGGGCUUGGCCAAACUGAGGUGGCCUGACGAGGCGGCAUUGCAGUUUGCUGUCCGCUUCGUGGUUGAAGCCAUGCCCGAGGUCAACGUUAGAACUCCCGCGGCAAAGAACGCGACUGUGAACCUCUUUCAGAUUCCAGACUUCGAGCCUGAACAGAAGCCUGUGGCCUUGAGAGAGGAGGACCUCGUGCAAAUCUGCGAGGCAUUCUCCGUAUUGGAGGUUUGUGCAGAGCCUCUUUUUGCUGCAGUGCUCAGGGAUGUGCUGAGCCCAGAAGGUCGUGGACAAAGAUUUCCGCGGACAUGGGACUCCAAUUCCUUGCUUGGACGUCUUGCUUUCAGCCUUGCUAGGUUGGGCACAGUCCAUCCGCGUCUCACCGCACUUUGGCUUCGUGCUGUCCGAGCUGAAGAUCGUAGAACCAGCCCCAACGAAGUCCAACUCUUUGAGGUUGCAAAAACCGCAAGCAGUCUUGGUGCUUUUCACCGGGAAUUGCAUUUUCGCCUUGGCCGUCGAAUUCGUUCUGCACUGCGCUUGAGUGCUGAAAUGCAUGCCGUGCCGCAGCUUGCUUUGACUGACAAACCUGGAGGCUCAGACGAGCUCUUGAAAGUCACCCAAGUUUGCACUGCUACACCACUGGAUGCUGGGAGAAGACCUCCUGCAAGGAAGCUGAAGGUAGCAUUGCGCUGCUUGGGAGCACUUUCAUGUGUAGAUUAUGAUGAUUUGCGGCCCGUGUUGCUGGCAGCUGCCAGACAUGCGCAUGAAGUCCCAGGCAAAAAGCCAACGGACCGAACGGUGCUCUUGCCGCUACUUUCAAUCUGUUCGAACCUGUUUGCAAAGGAUGACUGGCCUUGUCCGGCGCACUUGCUCUUUGAUCAACUAGACAAGCAGGUCACAGAGUCUUACACAACUGCAGAGCUUUUGGAGCUGCAUCGUUGCAGUGCAUUGACCUGGGCCCAGGACCAUCUGCAUCUUCCAGGUUCUGGACAUGGUCAUGUUGGUCAUUUCGAUCAAAACUGUCCAAGAUUAGCCAAAGCCUUGCGGCAGCGCCUCUAUGGAAUCACUGUGCGUUCAUCAGGUGAGGACUUCGACAACGUGCAGUUGCGACAGCUUGCGGAUUUUGCGGUUGUAGUUGAGGCGCUUCGUUCGCUGUCCCCUGAUGCCAUUGGAGUAGCAGAGGAAGAAUCUGCUGUAGUCGCUGGACGAACUCUUCGGGUCAAACUUGCGUCCCAGCCUGCACUGGACCUAGGCACUGCUGUCUCCUUGGCUCAGUGGUACGCAUCGUCUCCAGUUCCCUCGUCUUCUGCUGCCAAACAAUGCUGCGACAAUUUGUCGGCAAAGGUGGAACUGUUGGAUGCUUUGAGGCUCAGGCGUUCAAUAAUUGCCGCCCUGCAGGCAGCAAUUGGACCGACAGCAUCAAUUUGGAUCCCACUCCUCCGAGACUUGUUGAAAGAGCUUCGAAGGAAGACUUACCUGCAGCGAGCUGAGGAUUUGCUCCGAUUGACUACUCAUUUUCUGAAGGCUGCAUCAGCUGCAUCAGCGAGGAAGCGGACGCCCAAGCGACCAAAGAGAUAUCCGAACCCUCUGCAGCUGGUUGGUCGCGCAGGUGCGCUGAUCGUCAUGAAGAGGCUUGUGAAGCAUAAAGCGCUGCUUUCCCAGGUCUCAACUUCAGCUCUUCAGGAGACCUUGGCUGUAACAUCGAAUUUGAGCCGAAAGCGAGACAAAAGAAGAACCAAGGUUCAAAACUUUGGAGAGCAUGUGUUGACGAUGCCUCCAGCGUUGCUUCCAGACAGCUUGCCAUGGGUUGUGACGACCGCAUUUCCCAAGGCUGAUCUUGAUCUUGGACUUCUGCCAUUUGAGAGAUCUGGAUGCUUUCUUGGGCGGUGUUCUUGCGGACAUCAGCGCAUGUGUUCACAGUUCAUGCAAGAUUUGCAAUACCAGGCAGUUUUCCGGAUGGCUCCUCGAGAUAGAACUCUUCGGCAAAAGCGUGGCCUGCAAAGAUCCCCUUUCACUUUCUCAUCACAUCCUAUCAUGUGCAGUACUUUCAGUUAAAUGCCUCUCUCCACUAGAGCUAUAAACUGUAAGCCCUUUAACUUUGUUUGGGAUGCUUGUGAAGCUUUCGUGGCUUGAAUAUUUGCACACACUUUCCGCAGCCAGUACUCAAGGGUCACGUAGGAUCGAUGGGAAAUUGUUGUGCGCAGGACUGAUGGCAGCCGGACAUGCUUUACUGUAAGUUUUUUUGAAAAUAGUUUUCGACAUGCUUUAUGAAGAACAACUUUGACGAAAGUAUCCUCUCUGAGUCUCUGCCGCAAAUCCCAAAGCUCAAAAUGGGAGCGAUGGCCGGAUAAAAUGGAUGUCCCCCGUGGUUUGCAUAGUGACAUAGCAUCUCAAACACGG
Cladocopium goreaui is the source of this 3504-nucleotide messenger RNA. The record is from the annotation of a GenBank genome assembly. Lineage: Eukaryota; Dinophyceae; Suessiales; Symbiodiniaceae.